Molecule: messenger RNA, 669 nt
Organism: Trametes versicolor FP-101664 SS1
Lineage: Eukaryota; Fungi; Basidiomycota; Agaricomycetes; Polyporales; Polyporaceae
Exons: 3
Coding region: 1-669 (222 amino acids)
Biological process (GO): regulation of transcription by RNA polymerase II
Cellular component (GO): mediator complex; core mediator complex
Molecular function (GO): transcription coregulator activity
Source: RefSeq, a predicted model, not a curated record
AUGUCCGAGAUCCUCCUUGAGCCGCUCGCUCGCCUCCAAACACUCUCGCACACCUUCUUCCAGUCGCUCGGGCCCCCGCAAAGCCGCCCGCCGCCACCGCCGUCAGUCGGCGACCUUCUAUUGGUCGAUGCUCAGCUUGCAGCCGCGAUACAGCUCGCGCGCGCGCAUCAGGUGAAGCAACGGCGGAUAGAGCAGCUUAAGGAUGAGGUGCUCGACCUCGACCGGCGCUGGCGCGACACCGUGCGCGCGUUGGAUGAGGGCCGGCGGGAGCUCGACGCGAUCGUGCGCGAGGGCGAAGAGCGGAUUAAGGCUAUCGAUGAGGCAAAAGCAGCGGCGAUACCCUACCCCGAGCUCCUUGCGUACGCGCAGAGCCUGUCCGCGUUCACGUCCGCGCCGCCGAACAUGCCCGACCUCGCACCCGGCCAGCCCCCGCCGCCACUGUUCUUCCCGCCCUUCCCGAACGAGGAGAAGAUGCGGCGCGGACAUAUGAGCGAUGAGGCGCCCCUCGGAAUCCUCGGGGAGACGCACUCCGUCGGAAAACCGCCGACGGUUUCACCACAAGUCGAGCUUCCGGCGCACAUUGCAGCGAACCCUUACCGACCAGACUUCCGGCCGCCACAGCAGCAGCCGUUCUUCGAUCUCGACCUCGACCUCAAUCCCGACUUGUAG